Molecule: messenger RNA, 1793 nt
Organism: Humulus lupulus (European hop)
Lineage: Eukaryota; Viridiplantae; Streptophyta; Magnoliopsida; Rosales; Cannabaceae
Product: aspartyl protease family protein 2
Exons: 1
Coding region: 235-1623 (462 amino acids)
Biological process (GO): proteolysis
Molecular function (GO): aspartic-type endopeptidase activity
Source: RefSeq, a predicted model, not a curated record
UCACUGUCUUUUAUUUUUUUGCUCUUUCUUCGAAAAACGACACAACAAAACCAAUGCGUUAUCGUCUCUUUGCUUACAUACAAAGCAGGUGUACCUCUACCUUACCUUCUCUCUCAGCUUUACCUCCAAAGAGGCCAUAGCCAUUUUGCAAAAUGUACCUCAUUUGAGUCCAAAACCCCUUCCCUCUUUGACCACACUCACUUUCUCUUUCUCUCUCUUCUCUCUGUCAUAAUAAUGGUGUCUUUCAUCUCUCUCCCACUACUGCUUUCUGCUACUCUCUUUCUUUUUAGUGCCUUCACUGACCCAAAUAUCAUCAAUGUCUGCAACUCCAAAACGACUCACACACAGGACUACUUGAAGCUACCGUUACUCCACAGAAACCCCUUUGCUUCUCCCGCCGAGCUUCUGUCUUCUGACGCUUACCGCCUCUCCGUCCUCCACCGCCGAAGGCGCCACCCAGUCGUCAAGUCUCCUGUUGUUUCCGGCGCCUCCACCGGCUCCGGUCAGUACUUCGUUGAUCUCCAAGUGGGGACCCCACCGCAGAAGCUGCUCCUUGUUGCCGAUACGGGAAGUGAUUUGGUGUGGCUGAGAUGCUCCGCCUGCAAGAACUGCACCCACCGGCUCCCAGGAUCGGCGUUCCUCGCUCGCCACUCAGCCACAUUCUCUCCGCAUCACUGUUUCCACUCGGCUUGUCGACUCGUUCCGCAUCCCAAACCGAACCCGUGUAAUCGGACCCUAUUGCACAGCCCGUGCCGCUACGACUAUUCUUACGCCGAUGGGUCCACCACGAGCGGGUUCUUCUCGAAGGAGACGACGACGUUGAGGACCAGCUCCGGGAAGGAGACCAAAGUCCCGGGCUUGUCGUUCGGGUGCGCUUUUCGGGUAUCGGGUCCGGAAGCUUCGGGCGGAAGCUUUGAUGGGGCCCAAGGGGUUAUGGGUCUGGGCCGUGGACCCAUUUCGUUCUCAACCCAACUGGGUCGCCGAUUUGGGAAUAAGUUCUCGUACUGUCUAAUGGAUUACACCAUAGCUCCGGCACCCACGAGCUACCUCAUGUUCGGAGGUCUACAAAACGACGUCAUUUUGAAAAUCCCGAAAAUGAGCUUCACACCUUUGCUAUUUAACCCUCUUUCGCCGACUUUUUACUACAUUGGGAUCAAGACUGUCUUCGUCGAUGGGUUGAAGUUACCAAUAAGCCCUUCCGUCUGGUCCAUCGACGAGCUUGGUAACGGCGGCACCGUUAUUGACUCGGGGACGACGCUGACUUUCCUAGCUGAACCAGCUUACCGUUUGGUUUUAGCGGCGUUUAAACGUCGAGUUAAGCGACCGAGUUCAGCCCAGCCAAAUCUGGGUUUCGAUCUGUGCGUGAACGUUUCGGGCGUGUCGAGACUGCGUCUACCCAAACUGAGUUUCCAACUGGCUGGGAACUCAGUAGAGUUCUCGCCACCUCAAAGCAACUACUUCAUCGAAGCAGCGGAGAGUGUCCAUUGCCUGGCGAUUCAACCCGUUGAGUUGGACUCGGGCUUUUCCGUGUUAGGGAAUCUGAUGCAACAGGGUUUCUUGUUCGAGUUCGACAAGGACAGGUCGCGACUCGGGUUUACGCGCCAUGGAUGCGCCCGACCUUGAGAACCAAACGAAUCUGUGACUCCGAGUCAGAAACUCGUUUUUUCUAAUUUAAUAAUUAAUAAAUGUUUUAAGUAAAUUAUUUUUUGAACAGUGUGAGUUUUGUUUGUUUACUUUGAACAAAGUUCCCUAUUGGCCAGACAAAAGAAUACUGAACGAGAUAUUGUUUUUGA